AUGGUGACAUCGCCCUACUCGCUGUUGACACUGGCAGUCUUGAUACCUCUCGCGGCGGCCAGUGCAGACCACACCGCCCUUCAACACUUGGAUGCAGGCAACAGCACGGAGGUUGUUGUGCCAAAGCUGUCUCACGGCCCCGUUUUCCUGAAGCUGAAGAGUGCGGAGACGGCAGGCAGCCAGAAAGGUGAUCCAGAUUGCUACUACAUCAUGGGCUUGAGCAAGUUCUCUUGGGCCUUUAUCUGCGAUCUCCUCGCCCUGGUGGUGAUCCUACUGUGCAUACCGCUCCUCUUGUCCUGCUCCAAACGGAGACCUUUGGGGGCGUCGAUGUUCGAGUUCAAGCUCUUUGGCGACGAGCCCAACCCGAUGGGUAUCGCCCGCUUGGCGUUGCUACUGGUGCCUCUGGCAGUCCAUGCCGCCAGCCCUGUGGGUAAGGUGAUUACCUUGCUAGAGAACAUGGAAGUCAACAUCGCCGAUGAGGGCAAGGCGGAGAAGGAAAAGAUGGCCAAAUACUCUGCCAUGUGCGAGAAGAGGACUGCAGAACUUAAGUAUCAGAUCAAGACGGCCCAGACGGAUGUGGAUGAGCUGAGUGCACGCAUCAGCAAGGCUGACAGCAAAGCAGAGGCAGCCACUUCCAGCAUCCAGGAGAAGCAAGUGAGCAUUGCCACGGAUCAAGGAGACUUGAAGGCCGCCGGCGAGGUCCGGCAGAAGGAGAGGGCUGAGUUUACGCAAGCGCAGAAAGAGCUUCUGGAGGUCAAUUCUGCUGUGGAGCGGGCCAUGUCCACGCUGGAGAAGGAAGAGAGCAAGAGCAGCGCUCUUUUCCAAGUCAAGAGCAAGGGAGUUGGAAGCCUCAUCCAGGCCGUUCAGGCCAUGUUGGAUGCUUCCAUGAUCGGGCACGAGGAUGCAAAGACAUUAACAUCCUUGGUGCAGGACUCAGACCUGCAGCCAGACGUCGCGGCCUACAAAAGCAAGAGUGGCGGGAUUAUGGAGAUGUUGGAGGACAUGAUGGACAAGUCCAAGGAAGAGCUGCAGAAGCUCGGAAGGAAGGAGACUGAAGCAAAGCACAGCUAUGAGAUGCUCACGCAGUCCUUGCAGGACCAAGUGAGCUUUGCAGAGCAGGAGGUGAUGAAAACACAAAAGAUUCAGGCCGAGCAGUCGAGGGUUAAGGCUGAGGCUGAAAAGGACUUGGAGCAAACCAAGACCUCGCUCGCAGAGAAUGAAAAGACCUUGAGUGACUUCACCUUGAACUGCAAGUCCGAGGCAGCUGACUAUGAAGAAGGAGUGAAGAGCCGCUCUUUGGAGCUUCAGGCCUUGAAAGCGGCCAAAGGCGCCUUGAAGGAGUCCUCAGGCUUGUCGCUUCUUCAGCUGGAUCAGCACCACAGGUCGGUGAUCCAAUCGACCGAGGACUUGAAGCACUUUGAGGUGGUCCGCAUGGUGAGGACCUUGGGACAGAAGAUGGAGGAUCGACAGCUGGUCUUGCUGUCCAGGCGCAUGGAUUCCAUGCUGCGCAGUGAGGCCGGCUCUGGGGCUGACAUUUUUGCCAAGAUCAAGACGAUGAUCAAUGACAUGAUCACCUCCAUGCAGGAAAAUCUCCAGGCUGAAGCCACCAAGAAGCAAUACUGCGAUGCUGAGAUGGGUAAGGCCAAGGACAAGAAGGCCACCAAGGAGUCUGACUUGGACACUGUCAGCACUCGGCUGGAUGCGGCCGCCUCGAAGUCCGCGAGCCUGAAGAAGCAGGUAGCAGCCCUCAAGUCCCAGCUCGCCGUCCUGGCCGAGACCCAGGCUAACAUGACCCAGCUUCGGCAAGAAGAGAAGGAACUGUUUGCCAAGAAGGAACCGGAGACUGAGACGGGCAUGGAAGGUGUGAAAUCCGCUCUCAGGACACUGCGUGACUUCUACCGCUCCUCCGGGUUGGAGGUCACCAGUGGCGAGCGGAAGGGCACCGCAGGAGGUGUGAUCGGCCGCUUGGAGGAUGUGGAGGCCGACAUGGCCAUGAGCUUGUCCCAGAUGCGCUCGGCGGAGAAGAGCGCGGAGACCAAUUUCGAGAAGGACAUGCAGGAUAUGAAGUUGGAGAAAGUCCAGAAGGAGAAGGACAUCAGCUACAAGAGCUCCGAAGCGCAGAGGUUGGACUCUGAGCUGAACAGUCUCAAUUCUGACCAAGAGAGCCUGCAGACAGAGAUGGGCGCUCUAAUGGACUUCCUGAAGAGCUUGGAGGCUGAAUGCCUGGUGACCCCCGAGUCCUUCGCUGAGAAGCAGGCGAAGAAGCAGCAGGAGAUUGCUGGGUGCGUGCCUGAGAAACGCCAGGACGCUGCUCAAGGAGGCUUUGAGCGCAUUGGACGCUACGGCGGAGACAUCCGCCUUGCUCCAGCGGCACGAGCGUGUGCGGAGGGCCAGUGCCAAGAGCGGUGCCUCGCUGCGGGGCACCGCCCUGGCUCCAUGAGGGCAAGCUAUGCAGCUCGCUCGGUGAAUUCCGCCUCCUGGGCCGCUGCUCCACGAGCGCGCUGCUUCCGGGCCUUGUCCCAUGGCCUGAGGGGCCUUGCGCGGGCACAGGUCAUCGUGGACGCCGGGCUGCCUGCAGAGGUGGAUGUGGUGUCACUGGUGAGGCGCAUCGCGUUGACCCUGGCCUUCCCUGAGACCUUCCGGAAGGCCAUCACCAGCCUUUUCGACAAGCUGGCGGAGCCCAAAGAUGGUGAGCUCCAGCUUCACGUCAAGCACGUGCCAGAGAUCCUGGCGCAUUGGAACAUCCCCGAGGAUCAUAUCUCCAUGUUUUGGGCGCAGCUCCGGAAGCUGGACGCCUACUUUGACGCCAAGGCGUUACCGGAGUGGAUUACCCGGAAGGAUCUGGAGGCAGUCUUCAUCAAAGUGCUACGCCGUGUUCGGGACAAGUACUCCAACAGCAAGGUGACCAAGGAGCAGUUCAUCACGCAGAAUUCCAAGAAGUUCUUGGAGGAGUAUGUGAUGUUGGACUCCUGCGGCAAGGGCUCCUUCGGCGAGUGCUUCUGGGUGACGCACCGGAUUUCCAAGAUGCGACGCGUGUGCAAGAAGCUGCCCAAGGAAGAGACCAAUGUGCCCGCAGAAGAGGUGCAGAUGGAGCUGGAGAUCUUGAAGAAGUUGGAUCAUCCCAAUGUCCUUCGAUGCUUCGAAUGGUUCGAGGAGGAAGCGAGCUUCCUGUUGGUGCUGGAGGCAGCAGAGGGGGGAGACCUCAGGAAGCUCCUCACCAAGCAGCGUCAGGAGCACUUAGAAGAUAAAGAGGCCCACCCCGAGCCUGGGCUCGGAGAACCGUUGACAAGGACCUUGCUGGAACAGGCGUUGCAGGGAUUGGCAUGCUGCCACGCACUGAAUAUAAUGCACCGGGACAUAAAGCCGGCCAACAUGCUCCUCGCCAGCGCCGAUCUCCAGCGGCCACACCUUCUCUUGGCCGACUUUGGCGUGGCAGAGAUCUUCCAGGAGCAGGUCUCCUUCAACGGCUUGGUCCGGGGCACGUUCGCGUACAUGGCACCCGAAGUGCUCGAGAACAAGGCGUGCUCUGCUUCGGAUGUUUGGGCCAUGGGUGUGGUCGCCUACGAGCUGAUCUCGGGGGAACGUCCCUUUGUGGCCGAUGCUCCCCUCGCCAUGUACGCAGCGCUACGGAAUCAGGAGCUGAACAUGGAACCUGUUCGCCGUGCAGAGGCCUCGCCACAAUGCGUGAGCUUCAUUGAGCAGAUUUUGGUAAAAGAUCCAAGUUGCAGGCCGAAAGCCAAGGAACUUCUCAGCGAUGGCUGGUGCUGCGAGGCCAAGCAGGCGACCUUGCAAGGAAGGCACGCGCGAAAGGCCCGCAAAAGCAUCGUGAGCUUCGCGCAGAUGAGCCAUUUCUCCAAGGCUGCUUUGAAUUGCAUGGCGGCGCAAUUGGAUACUCACAAGAUCGAGAACCUGGCGGACGCCUUCGCCUCUCUGGACCUGGACCACGACGGGAAGCUCUCGACUUCGGAGUUCGCCGACGGCUUGGCUGAGAUGGGCGUGGAACUGGAGGUGAUUCAUCAGCUCGUGGGGAGCAUCGAUAUGGACUGCGAUGGGCACAUCAACUACACGGAAUUCGUGGCCAGCUUGUUGCACGUCCAAGGAAAGCUCUUGGACGAAGUGGUCUUUCAUGCCUUUCAGAUCUUCGAUUUGAAUGGCGAUGGCCACAUCUCCUUGGAUGAGCUUCGCAUGAUGCUCUCCGGGCAGGGCCCCCUCUCAGCAGUCCUACCUGAUGGAAAGACGGUGGAACAGGCGCUGAAGGACUUGGACACCUCGGGAGAUGGUGUGGUGUCUUUCGACGAAUUUAAGGCCUACCUGGCACGAGAUGCACACCCAGAAGAAGCCGUGGAGGUGCCGCAGCCCUGGCUGUUGGAGAAGUCUCCCACUCCGGCAGAUUCAUUGAUCGUCGACCUAGAGGCCGUGCCGGAGUCCGAAAGCUUGGAAUCGGUGAUGCAGACCUUGUCGAGCUUGCUUGGUCGACCCGAGGCAGAGCUGAAGAAGGAAGCCUCCCGCUUGAGCCAGGAGCAUUGGAUCAGCCAGGUGGCUGACCUGAAGAAGCUGGAUGAAAGUGAUUGGCCUCGCCUGGGAAUGCCUUUGAAGUUGGAAAAGGUGCUGCGGCAGCACAUCGCUGGAAGUUGA
Molecule: messenger RNA, 4635 nt
Organism: Durusdinium trenchii
Lineage: Eukaryota; Dinophyceae; Suessiales; Symbiodiniaceae
Source: the annotation of a GenBank genome assembly